This is a messenger RNA of Mycena indigotica, 3360 nucleotides long. RefSeq lists its product as uncharacterized. Bases 1 to 3360 code for a protein of 1119 amino acids. Gene Ontology annotation, molecular function: 4 iron, 4 sulfur cluster binding; quinone binding; NADH dehydrogenase (ubiquinone) activity. The record is from RefSeq and is a predicted model, not a curated record. Lineage: Eukaryota; Fungi; Basidiomycota; Agaricomycetes; Agaricales; Mycenaceae. Gene Ontology annotation, biological process: electron transport coupled proton transport; aerobic respiration; mitochondrial respiratory chain complex I assembly. The transcript has 11 exons.
AUGUUGAGGACAGCUGCCCUAAGAGUCUCAUUUCGCGCGCCGGGUGCGCUUCCGGCUUUCCGCUCCUUGCAUACCACUGCGGCCUGCUCUCAAGAGCCUAUCCCAACGCAUAGCUUGUCUUCGACAGAACCAAUAACAUCGCUUGCCCAGCGGGGCUCAAACCAGCUGAGUUUGGAGACACCGAAGAAUGGGGCUGAAUAUGUGCUCUCUACUCUCGACAAAGUGGCCAACUGGGCUCGGCAAGGGUCAAUGUGGCCCAUGACAUUCGGCCUCGCGUGUUGUGCGGUGGAGAUGAUGCAUAUGGCUGCUGCGAGAUACGACCAAGACCGACUUGGGGUUGUUUUCCGUGCCAGUCCGCGUCAGAGCGACAUUAUGAUCGUUGCGGGAACAUUGACCAACAAAAUGGCGCCAGCUCUACGCAAAGUCUAUGACCAGAUGCCUGAGCCACGCUGGGUUAUCUCGAUGGGCUCAUGUGCCAAUGGAGGGGGUUACUACCACUACUCAUACUCAGUCGUCCGCGGUUGUGACCGAAUCGUUCCGGUCGAUAUUUAUGUGCCUGGUUGCCCUCCAACGGCCGAAGCGUUGCUUUAUGGGAUGCUUCAACUUCAACGCAAAAUGCGGCGAAGCCGGAAGAGUGUACUUUGCUCAUGGACAUCCCUCCCAGGUAUCGCAAAUAAGAAUCUGUUUAGCGAAAUCAGUCUAGUCACGCAUCAUCGAAUUCAUCCUGUCUCUCUCUGCCCAUCACUUACGAUGGCGGCGGUCCUCAACCCCCCCACCGUUGGCCCUGCUUUUCGAGCUAUGCUUGCUGACGGUGGAGAUUCGCGAUACCCUUCAACAAUUCGUGCCUCAACUAUGCCAGUUGCCGAAUCUUCUCGGAACUACACUCCUCACCACGCAAGCACCGACCCUUUUCCUACUCUACCAGAACCCAGGCAGUCGACAGACACCCGCCCUAUCUCUCCUGAGACCAAGGAUGUUUCACCCUCGUUACUACCGUCAGCCCCCCGCCAUCCAGCACUUCCCGCCCUUGGUGUCGGGUCAAGCUCAAAGCCAAAUUUCGUGCCUCCGAUAAUGCCGCUUUCAGCCAACCCGGCCUACAAGCCUCCCGUUUCUCCAACUCCUCGUGCCUAUGCACAACAGCCAACUUAUAUCACCCCUCCCACUGCCGCCAACCCAGUUGCUCUCUCCAGUCCACCCCAAGAGGAGGUCUGCGUCGAAUGUGCAAUGCGCGACCAAGACAUGAUUGACGUCGAUGUUACUUCUCCCGGUAUUUGGGACCGGGAAAGCGAUGUUGUUUUUGACGACCUACUCAGACGGGAAAUCGAGGACGAGGCGAAUGGCAAUGCCUUUGACGAAUCCAGGCCACGAGCGCGUGGUGGGCUAUUAACAGAGCAGAAUUUACGAGUUUGGCUCAGUGUGAACCCUCGCGAACCCGCUUCUAGACAGCAAACACUGAGCAAUUACAUCAAAUCCCAGCGAACGCUACUCGAAGCAGAGGCACUAGCCCGUGCUCGGGCCAUGCAAGAGGCCAAACAAAUCGACAGUCGCAUGAGAGACACCUAUUCACAGUUAAGGAGGUCCGUUUAUGACACUGGCAACAACGUAGUUCCGAUGGAAGAUGCUGGCGGUCUCCGCAUCAAGCCUCCUCAGUCACCAUCGUCGCCCAGCCACCCACGUUCACACUCUCGCGAAGUCACACUGUUGGAAAAUGGAAUGAUUGUCGAGCAUAUUGAUGUGCGGAAAGAGGAGAAGGAGGCGAGAGAACGCAGGCGCAAGGAGGAAAAGCGUGCGCGAAAGUCGUCAAGAAGUUCGGCAAUCGACGUCAACUCCAUCAUCUCUUCCCAAAGCUUCAAUCCGCUUACCGAUAGCGGCGUUGGAUUGAAACCGUACUCAAGAUACUCCCAAGCCAGUUCAGCGCGACCUACCAGCGUUUUAACUGCCCCUCUUGACCGCACCGAGCUCCCUCGUGCUUAUUCUCAGGCCUCCUUCUCUGAUAUUCAUAGUCUUGGCUCUGCGUCACCCCGAAGAACUCGCUUUUUCGGUAUGAAGAAUCUCAGUGCCGGUUGGAGGAGUCAAGAUAGUCUGGCUCCUUCAGGCAUUUCUGGAAGCAUGAUGGAUAUGCAUGUUGCUCUCCAAAACGAAACACAUCAGCCACGACGAAUGAUGUCUCCCAUUGACCUUUCCACAGCACGUCGAAGUCAAUUAUGGCCUUCGGUGGACCAAGACGAAGCACAAACACCUGAGAAAAAGAAGAAGAAAGGUCUGGCGAAAAUUUGGGGAAUCGUCACUGGUUCUUCCAAGCACCAAAACAGUCAACGAGAGCCUUCAGUCACACUGGAAGACAACACUCCUUUGGCUCCCCCGCCUCCACUCUCUUAUCUUGUACGGGGAGAGGGUGGUCGACAUGCUUCAACUCCAUCUUUACCGUCGACGACUUCUCCCAAAUUUGGAUUGUCUUCGCCGGGUAUGUCACCCCCAACUGCGCCAUCGAGCGCUUUACCGUCACCAGCCUCCUCACGUGGCCCUGACGUAGAAAUCGCCGAGCAGAGGACUUCAAAUGGAACCACAUUCGACGAUGAUCAGUAUGGGGACACUAUCGGAAAAACCCAAGCACGGACUGUCCACCCCAUGACAUCAGAACCCGACAUGAGGCGCGCGUCUCAAAGUCCUCCUCCAAUAUCCAUGCCUCCUCCAGUCAAAAAUACUGCUCGCCCUGAUUCAGUUAUAUCCUUCAGGGACAAGUCACUCCCGCCUUUACCUAUGGAGGCGUUUUCGCGACCUCCAGACGCCCGACCAAGAACUGUCAUGUCAUUUACUCCACCACCACUUGGCUCGGCACCUCCCCACGACUUUAUUCCUCCUCAGGCACCCUUCAGGACGACGGACACGCGAAGACAAUCGUUUGGUGGUAUGUCAUCACGACCGGCAAUUGCAACCAUGCCUGCUUCGGGAGUUUAUGACCCGCGGCGAGGUAUCACAUCCCAAUACGAUGAAUACGGCUUAUCGCGUCGGUCACUCGGCCGGCUUGAUAACGUGCAAGAGCAAGUUUCAAUGCGUAACGCGUUACAGAGCAACACGGGUAAACGACGGAGUCGAUUUGGGCUGUCGUCGUUGUUUGGAAAGAAAGGGUCCCAGAACAAGGCGGAUGAAAGCGGAGCGCAAGCGUUUCCAAGCAUGAGGCGGUCUGGGUCAGAGGCAGAGGAUACGGGCACUGCUUAUGCGACAUCGACAUCAAGACACAGCACGUUCAGUCUGGCCGGGCGGACGAAGAAACUGGAGUUGGUGUCACAGGAUUCACAGUUCGUUGCCUACCGCUACCCCACGAACGACCAGGACCCGCGUUUAAUGGGUUAUCCUUAG